This is a messenger RNA of Colias croceus (clouded yellow), 1849 nucleotides long. RefSeq lists its product as uncharacterized. Lineage: Eukaryota; Metazoa; Arthropoda; Insecta; Lepidoptera; Pieridae. The record is from RefSeq and is a predicted model, not a curated record. The coding region runs from base 191 to 1204 and encodes 337 amino acids. The transcript has 3 exons. Gene Ontology annotation, molecular function: DNA binding.
AAAAGUUAAGUGAAUGUUUCCGAACAGUCUAUUUUUUUUCCAAAUUUUCCACUCAUCAUAAAAAGUGCACAUUUUGCGAAGUGCACCAAUUAUUGAGAAGUGCACAAGUUGCGAAGUGUACCAUUUGAGAAGUGCAUCAGUUGCUAAGUUCACCAAUUGAGCAUGGUGUACAAGUUGAGAAGUGCACCAAAUGCGUCAAACCCCUCAAUGGCUCAAUAUCGCCUUUGUGAGAUUCCGGAUCGCGAACAUGGAAACGGAUAAAGUGAAUAACUUGAGUUUACCACUCAUAUUAAAAUACUGCUUUAAAGAUAUUAAGCAAGUGGAUGGAAGUGAUGUGAAUGUAUCUGCAGUAUGCAAUGUAUGUUCGAAAACGAUAAAGGGUAGUGUUACUUCUACUACAAAUUUCCUGAAGCAUUUAAAGAUUAAGGGCCACUCAGAUCUGUUGCAAAAUUAUGAAAACGUUAAAAAUACAACUCUUAAAAAAAGAAAACUUACUGAGAUUAGUAGCAGUUGUGCCAGUGGUUCAGAAUCAACAUUUAAAAAAUUGAAGCAGUCUACUCUUACAGAUGUUACAAGCGGUUCAAGAUCUGUUAAUUUGGACAAGUUGAUUGUACAAUUUAUUGUGGACACCAUGUCACCAGUAUCAAUUGGGGAGAACAAGUAUUUUAAAGCUUUGAUUGAAGGUUCACAGCAACUCACUAAGCCUCCAAAGGUUAUGUGCCGUAUUACAGCUAAGAAUAAAAUUAAUAAUGAGUACAAUGAAUUAAAGAAAAACCUUAAGCUGGAGUUGGAUAAUGUUGAAUUUGUGUGUAGUACGGCUGAUAUUUGGUCUUCGUCUAAAAGAAGUUACUUGGGGGUUACAGUCCAUUGGAUUGAAAGUGAGACUUUUGAAAGGAAAAGUGCUGCAAUUGCUUGCAGAAGAUUCAAAGGGGCUCACACAUAUGAUAAGGUGGCUGAAAUAAUAGCUGAUAUACAUUCAGACUAUAAUCUGAAACUAUCAAAAAUUGUUAAAACUGUUACAGAUAACGGCUCAAAUAUGGUGAAGGCUUUUGAGGUAUUUGGAAAGUCUGAUUCGGAGGCAGUUGAAAAUGAACACGUUUCACAUGCAUUUGGAGAUGUUGAAAAAUCGUCAAUUGAUGAAGGUAGUGAAGAUGAUGAUUCUCUUUUAGUAUUACAAGCUUUUCCAGAUGCUUCAUCAGACUAAGAAGGUGAUUGCCUUCUGCCCGGACAUGAAAGAUGUGCUACGCACACUGUACACCUGAUUGCUAGUACUGAUUUCAAACAAGCAAGAACCAAAAAUACAUUUUAUAAGAAACUACAUGACACAGCGUUAUCAAAGUGCCAAGCACUGUGGAACUUGUGUGCUAGAUCCCCAAAGGCAUGUGAGACAUAUUUAGAAAUAACAGGAAAGUCACCAACUUCUCCAUGCGCAACUCGAUGGAACUCCUACUAUAAUUCAAUACAAGAUCUAUUAGCCGUGCAGAACCAUCUUAGUGAAGCCAUGAAAAUGUUAAAGUUAUCACCGCUGAAAGAAAAUGAAAUUCACUUUUUAAGUGAAUAUGUGGACUGUUCAAAGCCAAUAGCAGAAGCUAUUCAAAGCCUGCAAGGGGAAAAAGACACUUACUACGGCUGUCUGUUACCGGAAUUAUACAGAAUCCAACAUGUUAUCAAAAGCCUCAGAAUAGAAAAUCUGAAAUACUGCAGCCCUCUGCUAGAUGUAAUAGAAGAAAAUGUAGAUAGACGGUUUAAACGGUUUAUGCAGCUGGAACCAGCAGCAAACGAUGCUAUAUUAGCCUCAGUCUCUCAUCCCAUGUUCAAACUGAAGUGGGUACCAAAAGCAAAAAAGGAA